AUGCAUCUGCUCAGUACUUUGAUUCUGUCCUCCGUCGGCCUUACUUUGGCAUAUGAAGUGCCCGACAAUUUGAAAAAGCUGUACGACGAGCACAAGGGUGUUGAAUGCAAAAACAUACUUAAGAAAGGGUUGGACGAUGGAGGUGGCACAGACGACGAGAUGGGUUAUUGCGGCGACAUAGAUGGGGCUAUCUACCUAUACAGCACCGCCAAUGGGGGAUCGUACGGCGAUAUGGACAUCGAUUGUGAUGGCGCUAAUGAAACUGCGGGGCUCUGCUCCAAUGAUCAGAGUGGUCAAGGUCAGACGGCUUUCAAGUCUGAACUGCAGAAGAAUUAUGGCAUCGAGGACCUGGAUGCCGGCAUUCACCCCUAUGUGGUCUUCGGAACUAAGGACUAUUUUCCCCAAGGCAAUGAAGACGAUGUAGACCCCAAAGAGAUGCAGCCUCUGAGUGUGAUGGCAGUUGUGUGCGGUGGAAACCUGCACUAUGCUAUCUGGGGUGAUACCAACGGCCACUAUGCUACCGGAGAGGCUUCCCUCUCUCUGGGUCAACUCUGCUUCCCUGACGAGGAUAUUACCGGUGACAGCGGACAUACCGAGAAGGAUGUCUUGUACAUUGGCUUCAAGGGAAAGAGCGCACUCCCGGGAGACGAGACAAAUUGGAAAGCAAAGGACGCCAAAACAUUUGAAGAGAGCAUCAAGUCGGUUGGUGAUAAAUUAGUCCAGGGUCUUGGUUCGGCCGGAUCCAAAGGCUCGUCCCAAGGCAGGGUCGACGACUCUUCAUCUUCAUUCACUACGUCCGCGCGGACUACCACCAAGUCCACAACCAAGUCGAGGACCCGCGUGCUAAGUUCCACCGCUCCUCCUAUGAGUACCACCGCGAAAGCGAAAUCGUGUCGUCAGCACUAA
This is a messenger RNA of Penicillium robsamsonii, 906 nucleotides long. Its product is annotated as glycoside hydrolase family 75 protein. Bases 1 to 906 code for a protein of 301 amino acids. The transcript is spliced from 3 exons. Gene Ontology annotation, molecular function: chitosanase activity. The record is from RefSeq and is a predicted model, not a curated record. Lineage: Eukaryota; Fungi; Ascomycota; Eurotiomycetes; Eurotiales; Aspergillaceae.